Molecule: messenger RNA, 574 nt
Organism: Actinia tenebrosa (Australian red waratah sea anemone)
Lineage: Eukaryota; Metazoa; Cnidaria; Anthozoa; Actiniaria; Actiniidae
Product: N-alpha-acetyltransferase 20
Biological process (GO): N-terminal peptidyl-methionine acetylation
Cellular component (GO): NatB complex
Molecular function (GO): protein-N-terminal amino-acid acetyltransferase activity
Source: RefSeq, a predicted model, not a curated record
AUCAAUAUAAAGGGCUCAAGAAUCACUAAAGAAGAAGAAAAGCCAUCGAAGUUCUGAAAGAAAAAUAGGGAAAUGUCUACCAUACGAGCCUUUAGAUGUGAAGACAUGUUCCAUUUUAACAACGUAAAUCUUGACCCACUAACAGAAAAUUCAUGGGUAAAGCAGAAGGCGACAGCUCUAAAGACCAAUGGCAUGGUCAUGUGACUGCACUCAGUGUUGAACCAGAAUCAAGAAGACUAGGGAUAGCAGCAAAAUUGAUGUCAAGCCUGGAAAACAUAUCUGAAAAGAAAGAAGCCUUCUUUGUGGAUCUUUUUGUUCGAGUGUCUAACCAUGUAGCAGUAGAUAUGUACAAAAAGUUAGGUUACAUUGUAUACCGUACCGUACUGGACUACUACUCAGGGGACCCAGAUGAGAAUGCUUAUGAUAUGAGGAAAGCUCUUUCAAGAGACAGAGACAAAAAGUCAGUGAUACCGCUAAAGGACCCUGUUAGACCAGAAGACAUUGAAUGAUAACCAUCAUAAUAGACAUUGUGAUAAAUAUUUUGUUUAUGAAUAAAAAAAUAAAUAUUAAUAAA